Molecule: messenger RNA, 2278 nt
Organism: Capsicum annuum
Lineage: Eukaryota; Viridiplantae; Streptophyta; Magnoliopsida; Solanales; Solanaceae
Product: putative UPF0481 protein At3g02645
Exons: 2
Coding region: 137-1783 (548 amino acids)
Source: RefSeq, a predicted model, not a curated record
UAUGUCCAUUCUCAUUUCUCACACCUAUAAAUUUAGAGUUACAUUCCUCUUUAACUCUACCAUUCAAUAAACCAAAAACCGAUGUAUUAUAUUUUUUGAUCUAAGGAUCUGAAAUUGUUCUCUUUUUCACCCAAAAAUGGCUUCAAACUGCGGUAACUUCGAUGAGCAUCGAUGGAUUAUUCAAAUCCGUCGAACACUAGAUGAAGAACUUGAAGAGGACACUGAAAUCCCAGUUAGCAUUUUUAACGUCCCAAAAGCUCUAUUGUUGAGUGACCAAGAUUCUUACGUGCCACAAUUGGUGGCAAUAGGCCCUUAUCAUUAUUGGCGCUCUGACCUCCACGAUAUGGAGAGGUACAAGCUUGAUGCUGCAAAGAGAACUCAGAAACACUUUCAAAGUCUCAAGUUCCAGCAGCUUGUGGAACAGCUGAUAAAAUUUGAGCACAGAAUUCGUUGCUCGUACCAUAAGUACUUAAAUUUUAAUGGUGAAACUUUGGCCUGGAUGAUGGCUGUUGACGCGUCUUUCUUGCUCGAGUUCCUUCAAAUCUAUGCCAUCAAAGAAGGUAAAAUUCUAACCAGAGUUUCCUCAAGAAUGUCGCAUUUGGUUGAUGUUGCUGGGAGAAAAUCCGCGCAUAAUGCCAUUCUAAGAGAUCUAAUCAUGCUCGAAAAUCAAAUCCCAUUGUUCUUAUUAAGGAAAAUCCUGGAAGUCCAGUAUUCAUCUUUAGAGUUGGCAGAUGCCAUGUUGAUGUCUAUGCUAACUGGAUUUUGUAAAGAGCUUUCUCCAUUCCAAAUGAUGGAUGAAUUGCCCAAAGUACAAGUCACAGAAUGCUCACAUUUGCUAGACUUUCUGUACCAAUUCAUCGUGCCCAAAUUGGACGUUACAACGUCUGAAAUAACAGAAGAUGAUCAAGAGCAAAUUAACUCGAGUCAAGGUGAAAAUAGUAGUUUCGUUGGUAAUUCAAGUCACGUUGGACAACUUAUUAAUGAAGUUUGGAAGAUCCUUGUGAAAAUAAACAAAGGCCCUAUACGUCUUGUUAAGAAAGUUAUAUUUUCGAAACCAAUUAAAUUCCUAGUGAAAAUGCCUUGGGAUUUUUUUUCUAACCUUCCUGGGGUAAAACUUUUUAUACAACCCAUAACGUAUUUUUUCUUUUCACAAGAAAAAGCAGAAGUAAAUUCUGAAACUAAUGUUAAUAAGCCCCCUCUUUUUGAAGAACUAGCCAUACCAUCAGUAACCGAACUUUCUAAAUCCGGAGUAAGUUUUGUACCAACCAAUUCAGGACUCAUGAGCAUAAAUUUCGACGAUAAAAAGAUGAAAUUUUAUUUGCCUAGAGUCAGUCUAGACGUAAAUACAGAGGUCAUUUUGAGGAAUUUAGUUGCAUAUGAGGCAUGUAACGCGUCAGGGCCAUUGGUUUUUACGCGUUACACUGAAUUAAUGAACGGGAUUAUUGAUACUGAAGAAGACGCGAUGUUGCUUAGAGAAAAGGGGAUAAUUUUGAAUCGUUUGAAGAGUGAUAAAGAAGUUGCAAACUUGUGGAAUGGGAUGAGUAGAUCGUUGAGAUUAACGAAAGUUCCUUUCAUAGAUAAAGUGAUUGAAGAUGUUAAUGGAUUUUACAAUGGGAGAUGGAAUAUCAAGAUUGGAAGAAUGAUGAAACAUUAUGUGUUUGGGUCAUGGAAGUUUCUCACAUUUUUGGCUGCAAUUAUUCUGUUAAUGUUGAUGACUUUACAAGCGUUUUGUUCAGUCUAUAAGUGUGCUCGUAUAUUUCAUAUUCAGAAUUCUGAUAAAUGAUUCUUUUUAUUUGUUUUAUUAUUUUAUUUUGAUAUGUAUAUUUCAUUAAUAUUUGCAAAAGCACGUAAGAUAAGAGUAAAAGUUCUACUUGUGAGAUGGCUGUUGGUUGAAGAAAUGCUAAAAGUGAAAGGUGGGUUUGUAAGGCUGUUUAUUUAGGGGAAAUAUGCAUGGUGCUUUAAUAAUUUGUUAUUGUUUGAUACUUUCCAGCCUAUGGACUCCUAUGUUCUUUUUCAAGAUGCUACCUUCUUGAAUUUAAUUUUUCAAUGUUUCUUUUCAAUCUUAGAGUCUUCAACUUCAAUGCAGUCACUCAUUGAAGUUAUUGCCAAAACACUUGGUGAUUUUUUGAUUCAUUUUUUCCAAGUUUUGAUAGAUAGAGCCAUCCGUUGUGUUGAUUGAAGGUACUAGAACUAACAAUUAUCCUGUAAACAUAGUUUGAGGAUGUGAACAAGCUAAUUCAUACACAACGAAUUAUGAGAAAAAACACUUUAAUUUAUU